Ooceraea biroi (clonal raider ant) is the source of this 459-nucleotide messenger RNA. RefSeq names its product 26S proteasome non-ATPase regulatory subunit 10-like. Gene Ontology annotation, molecular function: protein binding. The record is from RefSeq and is a predicted model, not a curated record. NCBI's taxonomy places the organism in Eukaryota, Metazoa, Arthropoda, Insecta, Hymenoptera, Formicidae.
ACUGUGCAACGUCUAUUAAAAGGUGAAAUUAAUGUCAAUGAUAAAGACAUUGAUAGAAGAACAUCGUUACAUUACACUGUUAGCAAUGGAUGGGUAAAUAUUGUGAACAUCUUAUUAAAAACUGGAGCUGAUGUUACCCAAGCAACUAAUAAAAAUAAUACACCGUUACACAUUGCUACUUCUAAAGGUUACAAAGAAAUUGUCGAGGUUUUGUUACAACAUGUGAGUCGUGAUAAAUUAGAUGACUUUAUUAAUGCUAAAACCGCUGCUAGCGGUAGUACAUCACUUCACAUUGCAGCCAGCAAUGGUUACUUAGAGAUUGUCAAAUCUUUAAUGAAGUAUGGUGCAACCUAUAAUAUUGAGAAUAAAGAAGGUAAGACACCUCUCAAUCUUUCCAAAUACUAGAGUGUUACUGAUUUGCUGCAACUUGUUGAAGAGUUAUUUGAAGACGCAAAAAAA